Sphaeramia orbicularis (orbiculate cardinalfish) is the source of this 1925-nucleotide messenger RNA. Its product is annotated as FUN14 domain-containing protein 1. The record is from RefSeq and is a predicted model, not a curated record. Gene Ontology annotation, biological process: autophagy of mitochondrion. Lineage: Eukaryota; Metazoa; Chordata; Actinopteri; Kurtiformes; Apogonidae. The coding region runs from base 134 to 616 and encodes 160 amino acids. The transcript has 5 exons. Gene Ontology annotation, cellular component: mitochondrial outer membrane.
UAGUGGAAAAGUUGCAAUAUUACUGUCCCCAAUCAACCGAGAUCAAAGCAUUUUAACUGACGUGGCAGAGCAUCACGUAGUGGGCGUGGGCAAGUAUUGUCAACAUCCUGGUGACAUAACCCGAUUCACCAAAAUGGCGACGGCGGAUCACAGAGAAGCAGGUCAGGACGACCCAGAGAGUGAAGAUGAGGUGUACGAGGUGGUGGACCUGACAGAAUAUGCCCGGAGGCACCAGUGGUGGAGCAGGGUGUUUGGGAGCAACUCUGGCCCAAUUGCUGAGAAGUAUUCUGUGGCCACGCAGCUCAUGAUGGGUGGGGUGACUGGAUGGUGUGCUGGUUACCUGUUCCAGAGAGUUGGGAAAAUAGCCGCGACCGCAGUAGGUGGAGGGUUCCUCCUUCUACAGAUUGCCAAUCACAGCGGCUACGUGCAGGUCGACUGGAAAAAAGUGGAGAAAGACGUGAACAAAGCAAAGAAGCACCUGAAGAAGAAAGCAAACAAAGCAGCUCCUGAAAUAAACACAUUCAUUGAGGAGGUAAAGGCCACAGACUUCAUAAAGAGGAACAUCGUCUUGUCCAGUGGCUUUGUCGGCGGCUUCUUUCUGGGCUUGGCAUCCUAAAACCGCCAUAUGCUUUACCCACUUCCAGGAACUGUGAAAUACAUCACUACAUAGGUCACUUUCCCCUUUAUCGUUUACCUCUCCGUGUCAUUAAAUCAUUUUGUAAUGAAUGGAAUAGGGGGGUGUUUCUGUUCAACAUUUAAGCAUGCUCUGUUGUGACAGUGAUAUAAACUGUAUAACUUUGUUCUCCUACACCCCUGCUGUUUUUUACUCCAAUCCGGGGUCAUUUGAUAGAACUGACUGCGCAUUUUGGAGAAUGUCUGAGGGGUGUGAUAUAGAACCAGAGUGUCUCAGUUACACUAUACUGUGAAGAUAAUAAUGUGGGACCCCGUGUGGAUUUUUGCCAGAUUGCAGAAUAUGCCAAGUUGCCACAAGGUAGCGUGUUUUUGUUGGCUUUUCAACACAAAUCUGAGUUGAAACGCUCCAUCCGUCUUAAUUAUUUGCCUGGUGGAUGGUGAUCUCAGAUUGGUUUAAGUUGGAAUGUGUGGGCACUAUUGUAAAUACAAAGCCAGCCCCCUGUGAGAGCUGUAAAUACCUACACAAGAAUAAAUAUUAUAUAAACAACAUGAAUGGCGGCAGAGUGGGAAGUUAGCGCCAUCCCCCAGUCUAGUGCUUAGAUGGUUUUUUUAACGUAGCUGUGAAGUUUGGGUUUAAGCACUAUUUUUUUAAAGAAUGGCACUGGCUUAGGGAUGGAAAAAACAUUCCCACUGUGAGGAUAUACAACACAUAUCAUGAUCAUAACUCAACUAAAUGUUAAAUCUGUGAAUAUUUUCUUCUUACACUGACAGAAGAGUAUUACAUACCAGUGUAUUCAUUUAUACCCACAAUCCUCCGCUCCUCAUUGGCCUUUAAUGACAGGAUGAGCAUCUGCUGUACACUAAUUACCGCCAUCACAGGCUAGCCGCCAAAAGGGAUACCAGUCCUGUCAUUAAAGAGCAUAAUGGAGAACCAAUUGUGACUCCCACGCCUGAGCUAUUGUCAUUGUGCAUUUGGUAACGUCAGUGGAACGCUGCAGUGAUGCUGCUGAGUCGUAUGUCGUCACUUUGUCUAAAUUGGACAUCCACACCAGAGUCCAGUUAAGCUGAUCACAAGUUGCUUAUGUUAAUUUUCUGCCUUUUUCUACCAGUGCAAUGUACGAGUCAUGUCGUUUUUCUUUAAAGAACUUGAGUGUCCAACUGUUUUUUGGGUUUUUUUUUGUUAAGCUGGUAUUUCCUUAUUUCUAUUUUUUUAAGUCUUGUUUAAACUGUAUGAAUUUGUUUGAGUGUUUAUUUUCUUUUUGAAUAAAGUUGCUUGAGUUUGUUGAAAGUAA